Messenger RNA from Protopterus annectens (West African lungfish), 2805 nucleotides. RefSeq names its product protein Z, vitamin K dependent plasma glycoprotein (gene PROZ). The record is from RefSeq and is a predicted model, not a curated record. Bases 130 to 1389 code for a protein of 419 amino acids. The transcript is spliced from 8 exons. Lineage: Eukaryota; Metazoa; Chordata; Ceratodontiformes; Protopteridae. Gene Ontology annotation, molecular function: serine-type endopeptidase activity; calcium ion binding. Gene Ontology annotation, cellular component: extracellular region. Gene Ontology annotation, biological process: proteolysis; blood coagulation.
UAGCAAAUAGAUAGAACCGGGUAAUGUUCACCCAACACGCCUUCCUAAAGGCCCUGAACUUUAAACGUUUUGUAUUGACUAACUAUACCUAAAGAGAGGUCUCAGAGCACUGAGCAGACACACACCAUAAUGGCACUUUCUGUUUGGACAAUAUGGAUUUUCAUCUUUGCUAUUAUCCUGCAAAAAUCAGUACAGGAAGUGUUUCUUUCAACACAUAACGCAAAUGCAGUGCUUGGGAGACAGAAGCGAGCUAAUCUUAUACAUUUAGAAGAGCUGUUUUAUGGUAAUUUGGAAAGAGAGUGCUUAGAAGAAAGGUGUACCUAUGAAGAAGCAAGAGAAGCCUUGGAAAAUAAAGACAACACAGACAGAUUUUGGAUUGGCUACUUGGGUGGCAGACAAUGUACCAGAAAACCAUGUCAAAACCAUGGAGAAUGCAAGGAUACUAUUCGCAGUUAUACCUGCACCUGUCCCUCAGAUUUUGAUGGCAUAAACUGUGAAUACCGUAAAAAUGACUGCCACCCACACAUGACCGAGGGUUGCCAACAUUUCUGUAUUCCCGGGGAGAAGACAUACACAUGCUCUUGUGCGCAAGGUUAUGAACUUGGUCAGGAUCGUAAAUCAUGUUCUGCAAAAGACCCCUUCGCUUGUGGGAAGAUUCAAGUUUCUGUGGCAAAAUCGAAAAAGACAAGCAUAUGUAAAUAUUAUAGCUCCAGAGGAGAAUUCCCUUGGCAGGUCCUGUUAAUAAACAGUAGUAACCAAAUAUUCUGCAGUGGUGCAAUCCUUAGCAACAAUUAUGUGCUAACCUCAGCUUGGUGUAUGAACCAGUUUGAUUCUGUCAGAGUUGUUACAGGAAAACUUCAGACACAGGAUGAUAAGGAGGAUGUACAAGUUCAUGAUAUAAAAAAAGCAACCAUCCAUUCACGGUAUUCUGAGGAGGACUACGAAAAUGAUAUUGCACUGCUGAAGCUGACAAACUCGAUCCAGUUCAAGAAAUAUGUCCUCCCCAUUUGUCUAGCUGAGAAGGAUUUUGCAGAACAGAUUUUAAUACCACAGGGUAUAAGUAUAGUCAGCGGCUGGAAGACUGAUGAAGAUGAAGCUCAAGACACACAGCUGAAAUUUCAGCUUCCCUUUCGAAGCCCCGAUGAGUGCGAAACAGUACAUAAUAUCACCCUUACAAAUCGGAUGCUCUGCACAAUGUCCCACCCACUUGUAAGGUGUCAGUUCACAAAUGGAAGCCCACUGGUAACAGAACAUGAGGGGACUUGGUUUCUGACAGGCAUUCUCAGCUUCUUAUCAGAAGAGCAUAACUGCUCUGAAGGAUUUGUCUUCACCAAAAUAUCCAGGUACAUCACCUGGAUUAAGCAACUGAUGCAUUCCAUGCAACAUUAGGAAAAGACAGAAAUGUGCAAAAACUUGCCAUAAACCUUAAGAAAGAUGCUUGAGAAUGUGCAUUAUUAUGAGUUAGAGCUAGCUAUUGAGUUUGACCAAAAUAAUAUGUUUAUGUAAAGUCAAUUUUCUGUCAGAUCUUAUAUUGACUUGCUGAUCUUACAGUGUACCCACAUUUGAUAUUCCCCCUGUGAGCUUCAGAUUGUUCCAGGAUGUCACUUUCAUAGCUACUUAUUAAUGCACUGCAUACAUAUAUAAACAUACAAACAUAAAUACACAUACAGGAUCAAGACAUAAAACAGAGAAAUGACAGUGUCUUAACUUUACUAAUAUAGCUUCAAAUUUUCAUUUUCCUGCAACAGUGAUUGUUCUCAAAGAAGUUGUACUGAGACUACUCAUAAAGCUAUUUCCUAGCAAGAACAUGCAGAAUUUUAUUGUAAAAAUAUCUCUUACCCUUCAGUUGUCAGUACACAUUUAUACAAAUAUUGCAUGGAACUAUGUGAGCUGGACAACACAAUCAUACCACUGCAACUUCUACUGAAAAUUUUAAUGGUCAAAAGAAUACAUUUCAUUAAAAACUCAUAUUCAAUCCACUCACAUCCCCAUUCCUUUAAGUAGCUUGUUUCAAGGUUACACCAGCAAAAAAGAGGGUGACCUUAACUGGCAUCAGAUAACUUAUUCUAGUCAACUAAAGUUUUGUUGAGUGGUUGGGUGUUCGCUGCUACAGAUAAUACCUACUGGACUAGUAGCUAACUAUCCAAAGAUGCAACAGUGUAGCUCAGAAUAAUUAGAGAAUUAAAGAUAAAAUCAGAAGUGUUUUAUUACUGAGCUGAGUUUCACUAAACGAUGCUCUGAUAAUCACUACACAAAUUUCUGGAGAUCAAGUCAUUUUCCACAUUUAUUUUAUUUUAUUAUUUAACAGGGGUAAAGCACUGAUUUGACUGGGCCAUUUUGUUUGGUUUGUAUCAUAAUAACUCUUACCUACCUACCUAAGUUUAGAGGUAAACAGUGGUUCUCUUAAGACAUAUUUAAUAGAUCACUGCAAACUCCUGUUUCAGUACAUAUAUACAUUAUAUGAAAUUUCAGUAGAAAGUUUUAAGAUGUCUCCUGCAAGUACAGCAUUAGGUGAUUAUAAGAACAUGACUAUAAAUUGUAUGAAUAUGCCAACAAUUACACAUCUGAAAGGCUGUAGUGCUUUACAGAACAUUUUAUUUUUACUUAAACACUGGAAAAUAACAAUAUGAAAUUUUAAUAUCUACAAUGGGAAUGCAUUAUGAAAUUUUAAAUGCAUACUGGUUAAAUGUGACCUAAAGUAAAUACUGUUAAUUUUAAGAAGACUGUAAAAUUGUAAUUAAACUAGUUAUGAAUGAACUAAGUAUGACUGUGUAAAAAAUAAGGAGUAAUUACUGAACUAACAAA